GAGUUUUAUAUUUAGAGCGCUUUAGGUCGGCGGGAGAUAGAGCUCUGUGGCUCAGAGUCUGAAUAUUUAUUUGUUUGUUUUGCACUUCUUCUGGUGGAAAGUGUCAAAAAUAAAAGCGUUUCGAUGGAGGACUUUGGUGUUUAUGCCAUAUUUGGAGUAGAUGAACCACCACAGCAGAUUUUGAGGCCUGAUGUGUGGCAGAGCUCGACUGAGAUCCAGCCUGGUGUCCAGCUGAUGGUUCUCUUCACCAGAGGAGACUGGGGAGAGAGAGAGUCAGUCUCUGUGGAACUUGCUGACGAGAGGAACAUACCCAUUAACAUGGGAAAAAUAACACCAUUCAAUAAGUGUCUGUCAUGGGAAUCUGGUGAGGAUGGUGUCUGGUCCAGUGGAGCAACCCUAAAUGUAAAACUCACUGGGGGUAUUGCAGAGUUUUUGGAUCCGGGGCUGACUCUUUCACAGAUGGAAUGCACUCCAGAGUGUAACCCCACAGUACCUGCAGUAAGAGAAUGUCUGGGCAAGAGAAAGUGGACUCAGGGAGAGGAGGAGGAAGAAGAAGAAAUUAAUGAAGGUAGGGGCAAGGAAAACAUCUGUCCUAAUGCCUCUGAUAAGGUGACGCCUCAAAGACGGAGCAAGAACAAUCACCGUGGAGGUCAGACGCGUCUGUUCUCACAACAGGAGCAACAGACUGCAGCUUCCAGUUCUCAGAGCCACAAAGCUAAAGGCAAGCAGGCCAAAACGCCCUUACAGACUGCUCCACUGGACAAGCCAUCAGGUCGCUGGGGUCAAACUCUCUGUCCCAUUGAUCCCCAGACAGCCAUUAUGAUUGGAGGACAAGGUGCCAGAAUGCAGUUCUGCAAAGACCCCAUUUGGAAACUGUGCACAGAGGAUCUUUCUUGGGUACCUGCUGAAACCCUUGCAGAAGGACCCACCCCGGAGGCCCGCAUAGGUCACACAGCGACCUAUGACCCGGAAUCUAAGCGUAUUUUUGUGUUUGGCGGCUCAAAACAUAAGAAAUGGUUUAAUGAUGUUCACAUCCUAGACACACAAACCUGGCGUUGGACUUUGGUUGAGGCGCAAGGAAAAGUGCCUCCUCUGGCCUAUCACAGCUGCAGUAUGUUCAGAGGAGAGCUCUUUGUGUUUGGAGGAGUGUUUCCUCGCCCACACCCGGAACCAGACGGCUGCAGUGACUCCAUCUACAUCUUUAACCCUGAAAUGGCCAUCUGGUAUCAACCUAUUGUCAAUGGAGAGAAGCCUGCACCACGCUCUGGGCACUCCGCAUGUGUGAUGCAGGGGAGGAUCUUUGUGUUUGGUGGAUGGGACACCCCUGUGUGCUUCAAUGACAUGUACAUGCUAGACCUCGGCUUGAUGGAGUUUUCUGCUGUGAAGACCAGUGGAACAGCUCCCUCUCCCAGAAGCUGGCAUGGCUGUGCGGUUCUUUCAGACUGCAGCUUCCUGAUCUAUGGGGGCUACAAUGGAAACAACGCACUGAGUGAUGCAUUCAUCUUCAACACAGACACUAGUUGCUGGUCAUCUCUGAAACUUCCCCAGCUCAGUUCUGUACCCCGAGCUGGACAUUCCAUCAUUACCAUGCCCACCACAUGCAAACAGGGUUCUAUGAAUGAGCAAGAUGUACUUCCAGAGUCAGCCCCACAAACACUUCUGGUUUUUGGUGGAGGUGAUAACGAAGGGAGCUUCUUCUCUGACCUGUUCACUAUUCCAGUAGAGGAGCUAAAAGACUAAACCUUGGUUAACAUGCUUUUUUUAAUAUUAGUUUUAUGUUGUGGUGUUUCAGAUAUAGUUUUUGUGUGUGUGUGUGUAUAGAUUGAUGCUUGUUUAUUUAAAGAGGUCUAUUACACUUUCACUCAGGUAUUUGCAGUAUGUUAUGAGCAAAGCAUUUGUGAUACAAGCCCAAUAUUAUAAAUCAUUACGAGUGGAAUGUUUCCUACAGAACAUGACUAGAUCAUCAAACUAUUAUUGUUUCAUUCACUUUUGAGUGGUUUGGAACCUGUUACGUAAAUGUCUUUACACAGGUUUUUUUUUUAACAACAGUCCAUAGUGAUCAUGACCGACAAAUUCAAGAAAGUCCAUAUGUGUUGUGUGCUAUAUUGUUUGUCUUCUAAAGCCAUGAAAUUGUUUUUGUGACAGACCAUGAUAGCUUUUAGUUUAUCUGAUUUUUAUUUUUAUUUUAACAUCAUUACACCAAUUCUGAUUUAAGAAUUUUGAUGGAGGUGAAGUUAGGGUUAGGUUUAAGUUUUUAAGUUAAAUUUUUUUUUUUGUGAAUACCUGGAACAGGGGUGUUGAACUCAAUUCCUAGAGGGCUGGAGCCCUGCAGAGUUUUGUCCCAACAAAGCUCAAACACUCAUACCAUGUAGUUUUCAAAUAAGCCUGAAAGACUUGAUUAAUAUGAUCAGGUGUGUUUAUUAGGGUCGAAUCUAAGCUGCAGGGCCCUUGCCCUCCAGUCAAGUCUGACACUCCUGACCUAGAAUGUCAUUUUAUUUCUCCAAAAAAACUUUUAUAUGGCUUCAGAAAUCAUUAAAUGUUGCACACAAUUGCUUUUAUUUUCUGUGAAGGGUGACACUUUAUUUUAGUGGCCAAUUCUCACUAUUACCUAGUUAUUUAUAAGCAUGUCUAUUAUUAACAUAUAGGUUGUUUAUUAGUACUGCUAAAGCAAUUAUUCUGCAUGACCAUAUUCUAUAUUCC
Molecule: messenger RNA, 2700 nt
Organism: Carassius auratus (goldfish)
Lineage: Eukaryota; Metazoa; Chordata; Actinopteri; Cypriniformes; Cyprinidae
Product: tip elongation aberrant protein 1-like
Exons: 13
Coding region: 124-1740 (538 amino acids)
Molecular function (GO): protein binding
Source: RefSeq, a predicted model, not a curated record